Molecule: messenger RNA, 349 nt
Organism: Staurois parvus
Lineage: Eukaryota; Metazoa; Chordata; Amphibia; Anura; Ranidae
Source: the annotation of a GenBank genome assembly
AUGGGGCCUCUGGGCAAUAGGGGAUCAUGAAGCCCCUGUGUCCUCGCCCACACCGAAAAAAGCCUAUGAAAACGCCAAUGAAAGGAACCAGGGGCAUCUCAUGGGGCCCCCUACUGACCCCGGGCCCUCGGGCAGUGCCCGAGCGCUCAAAUGGUCAGUUCGCCCCUGCGACACUGACUGGUGACAGUAUGAAAAAAAAAAAUAUAUAUAUAUAUAUUUUUUUUUGUUUAAUUUUUUUUAUAUUUAAUUUUUUAUUACAUUUUUUUUUAUUUUUUUUAAGAUUUUUUUUCAUAUUUUACUAUGACCAAAAUAGUACAAUGUUACCAUAGUAACACUGUACUACUUUGGG